AUGUUUCAUUCUACUAAGAAAAACAUUUUGAACUGUUUUACCUGCAAUGAAGUGGUCAGUCGUGAAAAACAGCAAAAAAGAUUUACUAAAGUAGAUUUUUUUAUUAUUCUUUUUGGGCUUGUGGUUUAUACAUUUGAUAUUGGAACAGAUCUCUGGACGGCAAAGAACUUUUUGUGUGAAGGCCAGUACUUGAAAGGUAUCCUAAUACUGUCCACAGGACUGUUUUCAUCAAUAAUCAUUCAGUUUUUCAGUUAUACCUGGUUUAAAGAAGAUGAGACUGAAAAUCUUGACUGGGCAUUUUAUCUAUUACAUUCUUUAUAUGGUGGAUUAUUUACAAGAUACUAUUUCACCUUAAAAUAUGGAUAUCAGGCUGCAUUUAUAUCAAACAGUUCCACCAACAGCAACUUAUGCUUCAGUGCAAUGACUGAUAUAAGUAUGCUCCAGCUAUUUAAAGCCUUCCUGGAAAGCACACCCCAGCUUAUAUUUCAGAUCUAUAUUGUGAUGGCAUCUGAAGAUUCUGCUUUUGGUCAAUAUGUUUCCAUCGCGAUGUCUUUCUGCAGCAUUUCCUGUGCAACAGUGAACUAUCAGAUAGUUUUGCGAAAAUCUCUGCCUGAUAAAAAUGAAUUUGGUGGAAUAUUUUGCAAACUUAUAUAUCUUUUCUAUAAACUCAUGACAUUAACUUCUUGGAUACUUACCAUUGUCUUAUUCUCAAUGUUGAGCAUUAUAGGUUCUAUUGUUCUGCUAAUUUUUCUUUGGUUUGGAAAUCUAAGCUGGGUGAUAAAGCAAAACACAGAUUUUUGUAAAUUUAAAUCAGCAGAAUAUGUUUACAGAAUGAUUGUGACAAUCAUUCUCAUUUGUACCUUUUUUAAUAUCAAGGGAGAAAACACAGCAAUUGUCCAGAGUGUUUAUUAUAUUUUUCGAAUAAUUGUAACUGUAAUUUUACUGUGCCUUUGUGGGUACUGGAAAUCAUUACUUGAUGAAAAAAUAUAUUUGUCAGCACUGAUUAUUGCAGUUGUGAUCUUCCUAACAUUGGGUAUUAUUUCUCUUAUUAUAUAUUAUACUCUUUUUCAUCCUAGUAUUUAUUGCACACAAGAUGAAGUUGAUGGACUAGGAGUAGAAAGAGAAGAACCCUGCAGAUUUAGUAAAUUUCUGAUACAAUAA
Molecule: messenger RNA, 1161 nt
Organism: Notechis scutatus (mainland tiger snake)
Lineage: Eukaryota; Metazoa; Chordata; Lepidosauria; Squamata; Elapidae
Gene: XKR9
Product: XK related 9
Cellular component (GO): membrane
Source: RefSeq, a predicted model, not a curated record